AUCUUACGUGUAUUCAUUGUGACCUGAGUUAACUGAAGUUGAUUGCAGACCAUAGUCAGGACAGUCAUCAGCAAAUGUUCAUUACCUUUCGCGUUUCGGGAGGGAUAGGCCAAUGUGGAACAUGUGUAAACGGGAUCCUCGUAUUGCGUAGGCGUAGGCAUGUUACAUGUGUUCGGACAUGAUAUACAUGUACAUGAUAUGGCAUCGCCAACAGCAACACACACUCCCCCAUCCCAGGUGGUGCAUUUUGACAGCACCAGUAAUGCUUCUCAUGGGCGCAGCCACAGCUCAAGUAGUAGGAGGACCACAUGGCCAGCUAGGCGACACACGCCAUACACAAAGACUCCCAAAUCAAGACGGCUGCAUGGGAAAAGUAGCCGGCUAGAGAGAACCCCAGUGGUUCCAGCAGGCGACUCCCACGCCCUCAAGCAACUGACCAAUAAAACCUGGCAUGUCUACCAGGUCACCCCUCUCAACAAUUUCCAGCACUCUGUGGCCGCGCUGAGGAAGUAUUCCAGGCAUCUGUCGGCCACCCUGCAAGCAAUAGGUAUUACUGGCUAUGACAAUGACCCAGAAGCUGUAGAGCUGACCAUUAAGUCCCGAGGUCAAGGUCGAGGGGCCAACGCCAAAGUCAUCUUCAAUGCCAUUUUCUGCUGUGUCGGCUGGGAGCACAGAGGCCAACUGGCUGAAGGGUUGACAAUGCUUCCUGUACUUCUGGUGAAGGGGACGGCAGCAGUCACAAGAUUUGUCCUCUCAUGGCUUCAGGUGCAGUUUGACUGCCAUGUAAAGAAGAUGACCUUUAACCCUGUUGCUCUGGUUUGGAUGGUCUCGAUGUGGGCUGGCCUUUCCACAGGAGAAAAGUCCAAAACCGUGGAACUUCUCUACACUGUUCCUAAAACAGUAGAAGGGCUGAGUCGCAUCACAAUGACAAUAGAUGCUACUGAUGCCAAGAUCUUAUGGGACAGUGUACAUGAUGAAGGAUCUGCCGACUUCACUGCGGAUGAAGUGACGGCAUUCAUCAAGGCAUUGGAGGCACACUUCUUCCAUCACUUCAAGAUACACCUUGCUGCACUCACGUUAUCAAGAAUUGGAACUCCAAUUGUUUACAUUGGCUCCGAGGGAAGGCUCAAGAUUCUUUCACAGGAGGGAACUCGCGCCGUUCUACAGCACAUCACAGAGCUUGCUGUGGAUAAUUUCUGCAGAACUACUUGACAAAGAAGUAGUUCCCUUUAUUUUUGACACCAAAGAAAUCUACAGAUGCUUCAGGAGGUGUGGGCUUCACAUGUGGUUGACCAUUAGAUCUUGUGCAUGCCUAGAACUUCUGCAUUUUAACCUUUUAGAUGUCUUCAACUACAUGUAGACAAGUCAGCGUCAAAUUGAAAAGGCAUCUUAUUGGAAACCCAUACAGACGAUAUGUUGUGAAUUUCCCCCUCCCCUCCCCCCCAUAAAUGUAUUCUUUCCCUGUUCAGGAGCUUGAACUGUUAUGUAACAAUGGAAAUUUAGGAAGUCCUGAUCAUCGAAUGUGGAAUUUUUCACAGCAUGUCCUAUUGCUACUAUGAUUUGAUGGGUUUUUUCAUUGUUGUUAGUCUAAACAUGCCGAUAACUUCUUCCAUUGGGGAGGUGUUUUUUUUUUUCCGAUUGGUUUCACUCUUGAUAAAAGGUUUGCAGUUGUUUAUUUUGAAAGUUUCCUACAGUACCUUGAUUAGCAAAUUGUUUCCGUCGCAGAACGUCAACGUUUUGUCACAGUUGAUGACUAUCCAGGGAAAACCUUUAGAAGGCAGUCUGUAACAAUUGAUAUGUUAGAUAAAGGGUUUGUCAGUCGUGUCAUGCUUUAGUCAUGUUUGGGAACUUUCAUGACAAAUUGCCGCAACUAUACAAACAUUUUGUAUUCCUGUUACUGGGACUAAGAACUCAUGACAAUAUCUUUAACACUGCUUAGAUGUACAGUGAUGGUUUUAAGUUCUGUGUAUAUGUUGAUAUCUUGUACAGGUCAGUCUUGUCAUUGGAUGAAGGUUUUCUCGGUACAAAUUCUUCAUGACAGUUUUGUAAAGUUUUUUUGGUUAUGUUAUAAACAUUGAAGGCCUUGUACAUGAGGACGUGACUUUGAGCGUGAACCACGGUCACACAAGCAUCAAUGGAAACCGUUCAGUCUCUUUCUAGUGCCUCGAGUGCGUCUUCAGUGUGGCAGUGGCUUGAAAUGAUGGUGACUUACAAAAAUACAGUGUAGUAGCUGACGAUGUAAUAACUCUCUCGGCAGCAAGUCACAGUCCAGUUUGUCAAAAACCUGUCAGUUAAACAGGGUGAACAAAUACAAUGGAAUGCUAUGACGUACUCUAGUUGGAAUAGCUCAUAAUGGACUUGUGGGGACUUGGGAAGGACUUAACUACAACACUGAUUGUUUCAAUCUAUGAAUUGUACUUAUUACAUGUAUUUACCCUUGCAGUUGUUUAGUUGUGCUUGUUUUAUAUCAUUCACUUUUGUGUGAAUACAUACAUGUACAUGUACAGUGUUUUUGUAUGGAGUUCAAAAGCCUAAAGUGUAUCAUAAUUUAUGCAGACUAAGUAUAGCAUGGUACAUCAAUUUUCUGUGCAUUUUUUGCAAGGAAACUUCAUGAACCCUCCAAUUCCACCUUUAUGCAAGAAAUCACUGACACUUGUCUUGUACAGUAGACUCUGGAUAUUCAAAAUAAUGAAAAAUAUAGCAACUCUAAAUCACAAGAAAGCAGAUUCUAAAGACUCAUUUUACAUAAUACAUCCCGCUUAAAACAAAAUAAAUUUGAGGUCUCCCAAGUUUUGUUUUCCAAUGCCCCCGUUGUAACAAGGUAAUUGUAAAAGCCUCACAUUUUUGUUGUGAAGGCAUAUGACUGUACUGUAAUUCAGCUUGUUCCAGCAAUCCUGUCAUUACGAGAUUUGACUCACCGUGCAUGUACUUUCAAUUUCCAACAGGAAUCAAAUUCAUAGAAAUAGUGGCGGUGUUGAACCUCCCUGACAUGUUCCCGUGAAUUUUUCGACUGUGUGGAUUUUGAAUGAUCUUUCAAGGUUUACUUUUAAAAUGCAAAUUAUGCAGUUUUUUAUCCAAUAUGCAUGCACAUUUAUUCUGUAAUACUAAAAUUUGUAAAUCAUUUUCUAAAAUAAAAGGAAACUCAGUCUUGUA
Messenger RNA from Acanthaster planci (crown-of-thorns starfish), 3153 nucleotides. RefSeq names its product centromere protein L (gene cenpl). The record is from RefSeq and is a predicted model, not a curated record. Lineage: Eukaryota; Metazoa; Echinodermata; Asteroidea; Valvatida; Acanthasteridae.